AUGAAACUAGAUACAAAUACAUGUCCCAUCUGCAUUUCCAAAACAGAUGCAGAGGUCAAUUCAGAUAAUGAAGAACUAGAUAACGACAAAGAUUCAUGGAUAUGUUGCGACAUAUGCUCCCAAUGGUUCCACCCCACUUGUAUAUCUCUCUCACCAUUUGAUGUGAAUCGGAUUUGUUCGUUCCAUUGUUCUUCGUGCGAAACUGAGCAUGGGCCAUCGGAGCUACGGCGGCAGCUGAAGCGCGCUAAGAUCCAUAUAGACUAUGUUGCAUUAAAUCAGGGGGACUUGUUUGCUGUAAAUAAGUCUGAACACCCCCAUGUAAGGAAAUUGCAGUCGUUUGAGCCGUCUGUCGACCGGAAGAAACAACUAUACAUCGAGGUCUUGGAAAGCGAACAACUUGAUGUCAAGCAUGUUCUCAAUUCCCGUCUCACAAAGCCAAUUUUGGUCCCCUCAGUCACUGAAGAGAGCGGCAUGAAACUACCUGUAACACGCGAUAAACUCACUGUCGAAUAUAUCACACAAAAGACUGGUGGCAACGAGACAGUUGAAGUCAUGGAUGUGCUCUCGCAGCAGAGCGAAUCGCCAUCGUGGACGCUUGAAAAGUGGUGUCAAUACUUCUACACUCCUGCUGAUAGAAGAGACCGCAUACGAAAUGUAAUCUCUCUAGAAGUGUCGCAGGUGGAAGAAUUAGGCUCCAGUUUCAUACGUCCGGCAAUGGUGAGAGAAAUGGAUAUGGUUGAUUUAGUUUGGCCUCUCAACGAGCUCAAAGACCAAGUCGAUACUGAGGAGCGUCCUAAAGUGACUACGUAUUGUCUCAUGUCCGUGAAAGAUUCCUAUACAGAUUUUCAUAUUGAUUUUUCUGGAACUCCCGUCUAUUACACAGUGUGUGAGGGUAGCAAGGAGUUUGUAAUGUUUCCACCCACACAUCUGAACCUUGAGUUGUACGAGCAAUGGUGUCUAGAAGAGGAGCAGAAUCAUAUAUGGUUCUGCGAUUAUGAAAAACGCAUCGAUGGAAAGAUGUGUCGUGCAACCGACGGCUUUAAAGUACACUUACAGAAGGGCGAUCUAUUUAUUAUUCCAAGUGGUUGGAUUCACUCCGUUUUCACCCCUAGCGAUACAGUUGUUGUGGGUGGUAAUUAUUUGACAUUCAUGGACAUUCCCAUGCACAUAAAAAUCUAUGAUCUUGAGCGGCGUACAGGCGUUCCGUCACGCUAUCGGUUCCCAAAAUUUAACAAGGUAUUGUGGUUAGCGAGCUGGUAUUUGCUCCACAACACCAACAACUUCAUCUCGCAAGUUGAGAAGCCAGAAGUGUCAAUCAAAACAGAACAAUCUGGAGAUAGUAUUUGUGUGAAACAGGAAAAUCUUUCAGGAAAAGACGACCUUAGUAUUGCAAAAGCGGCUUCGCUAGACUCUAACAACUCACAAGACCUGAAACUAGAGUGCACCAGAAACAUUCUUUGCUCAUUGAUUCCACACUUACGGAAUCAUUACGAAUUGAGUAAGGACUCACAGAUCGCAAAGAAGAGCAUACCAACAAAACUCAUAGGCCGAAACGUCGGGCUAUAUUUAAACAAACUCCAGAGCUUUCUAGACUCUCUUUGA
Molecule: messenger RNA, 1602 nt
Organism: Australozyma saopauloensis
Lineage: Eukaryota; Fungi; Ascomycota; Pichiomycetes; Serinales; Metschnikowiaceae
Product: [Histone H3]-lysine-36 demethylase
Exons: 1
Coding region: 1-1602 (533 amino acids)
Biological process (GO): protein demethylation; regulation of transcription by RNA polymerase II
Molecular function (GO): transcription coregulator activity; histone demethylase activity
Source: RefSeq, a predicted model, not a curated record